CGAAUAGGUAGCAUCACGACACCAUGAUAAGCUCCCUGAAGGAACAACAGAGCAAGUGAUGGAUUCUGUGCUUGUCGACGAAAGAACUGGAGGCCCUGCUGCAAGACCCGCAGACCCGCUUGAAUAUUUGGUCGACGUACAAGCCGUCUACCAUUUAUAUAGCCAGAAAACGAAUGUUGCAAACAAGACACACCUCAAGGCAUCAACGACAACACCGUUCAUCUCAUCAAUCCAAAUUCACCCUCUUCUAUGGUCCCUUCUUUCCCUGCUCGACCUGGUUCCUCAUUUCCCUCCUAAUCCCUCCGCUUGGAUCUUGAGGCGGCUGGUGGGACUGACGAAGACGCGACGAGGACGGCAACACGAAUGCAGUUUGGUUCGAGACAGGACGCGAUUCCCGCUUGCAACUCACCUUCAAGGAUCCUUGUCCAUUGUGUUUUCUCGUCGCACUAUCAUGGAAUUUCGGUCUAUCCUAGGCCACACUCAAUUUAACUCAAUUUACACUGAAUUUCUUGGAGCGUAUCUCGAGUGGUUUGGAGGAUGA
Molecule: messenger RNA, 541 nt
Organism: Fomitiporia mediterranea MF3/22
Lineage: Eukaryota; Fungi; Basidiomycota; Agaricomycetes; Hymenochaetales; Hymenochaetaceae
Exons: 3
Coding region: 59-541 (160 amino acids)
Source: RefSeq, a predicted model, not a curated record